AUGGUUGGUAGUGACUCAGAACAAAAAGGUGAUAAACAAAAUUACAACUUUCAUAUUUCCAAAGGCUUGAAUGAGAUAUUUCAAUCUAUCCAUGAUUACUCCCAAUUUAACACACCCAAGGGACCAAUCGAAAGGGAGCAAAUGGGCCAAGAUCUCAAGAAAGUUGUUUUUAACCUAUUAUAUUUUACUUUAUUUAAAAAUGGUGAAUUAUUAUCAGAGUUUUCACCCCACCUUGAUCAUUCAAAUAUUCCGCCUGAUCUACAAAGCAUCUUACCUGAUAAUGAUAAUUUUAGAAAUUAUGACCUUUCCAUAGAAAAAUUAAAAAAUAACAAAAAUAAAUCCACUUUUUAUAACCAUAUUGGGCGAAACUGUGGUAGAAAAUUUAAACCUGGUGAACCUAUUUAUCGUUGUCAAGAGUGUGGAUAUGAUGAUACUUGUGUGCUAUGUGUCCAUUGUUUUAACCCGGAUGAUCAUGUGGAUCAUCAUGUUUAUACAAAUAUUUGUACAAGAGUUUCUAGUGGUAUUUGUGACUGUGGUGACUCUGAAGCUUGGAACAAUCCCCUACAUUGUAAGGCCGAACUAGCAUGUAACCAAAAGAAAAACGCUUGUAUGUAUAAUUUGGAUUACAACUCAUUGAUACCACACUUCAAAUAUGUUUUAACUGAAUCUUUAGAUUACUUCAUUGAUGUUUUUAAUCAGAACAUCGAACCCAUACCUAUUUUUACUAAAGAAAUCAUGCUAAAAUUAAGAAAUUAUGUACAAAAGGGCAAUUUAGUUGAAAGAGCUCAAUUUUUGAAAGAUUUGGCUUAUAAGAAUGAUUAUUUGUUAAAAAAACAACAAGCAACUGACAACGAAUCCGAUAUGAUUAAGGAACCUAAAAAUUAUGCAGUCAUAGUUUAUAAUGACGAAUUUCAUAAUUAUCGACAAGCCACUAGUGCUUUGAGACAAGGUGAACCUGAUGAUAAACGGAUUGAAUUAAUAACCUCUCAUAUUGAUGGUGAAGGCCGUGCAAUAUUGAAAUGUUCUACAGAUUUAUCGUCAGUCAUUGGUGGAUACUUUUCAGUUCAAACUAAUGGGCUAAGUGCUACACUAACAAGCUGGUCCGAAUAUAUUCACCAAGAAACCUGUAAAUACAUCAUUAAAUGGAUUCAAGAAUGUUUGUCUAUUCCUAAUGUGGAGUUUCAAAACGCCUACAGAGAAGCUUUAGGCUUUGUGUUUACAGAGGAAUUACCCAAUGGUUGUAUUAAAAGUAGCAGUAAUGUCGCUGAGGUUGUGGAUAAAUAUUUUGCUAAUAAUUGUGGGAUUGAAGUUCUUGAUCCCGAGUGUAGAUAUGCUGAUUUAUCGAUUUUGGACCGUGGUACUAGAUUGCCACUAGGCCAUCAUUUGAAAAUGAACGAAAAUAAUUUAACUUCAAUCUCACCAGAAAUAAGUUCGUUAUCAAAAGUGAAGCCAAAUUACUUCAACUCGAGAUUACAAUUAAUGCUAUUUUUGGAUAAUAGAUAUUGGAAAGUUCUAAGAAGUUCUGUACAAGAUAUUAUCAUUCCGACCUUGUCAUCUAGUUUGAAAUAUAAGGCCGUGUUUUGUAGACAAUUUUCGCAAAUUUUUACUCAUAUGCUAAACGCUGUUUGUUUCUUAGACAGAGAACCACAAUUGACUGCAUUGAGAGAAAGUGUUUUGCAAUUGUUUUCAUGCACAACAAGUGCAGAAGAUAUGUUAGCGGAUGGCUCUUUUUUGGAUGUUUUAUGGUCUGUCAACAGAAUUUUCAUGAAAUUUUCUGUUCUGGAUAAUGGUUCCUUAUUGUGGAAAAUAGUUAGUAUAGCUAAUCCCAGCAAAGGUUUUUCGGUUUCGUUUAAACAGGGGUUGUAUGCUAUCGAGACAUUGUUGAAUAAAGUUACUGAUCCAAACUCUAUAUUACGACCCCAAGAAUUCAUAGCCAUAACAUCUUUGUGUCAACUAUUCAAUGGGGCCUGGAAAAUUAAGCAUAAGGAAGGAGAACAUGUGUUACGAGAAGAUCAAUCGUUUAUACCAUAUUUGGAGUAUACCUCUUCAAUAUACAGCAUAAUUCAAAGUGUGAACAGAAUUUUAGAAAACGGCAAAGUUGAUGAAGCAAAGUUAUUAAAUGCAAUACAUCUACUAUAUACAUAUUUUACGCACAAAAAUCUACCAUACAAAUUGGUCGGUGAUUCCUUUGAGAUUAUUAAAUUUAAAGUUAGUAAACAGAGAGUUGCAUUCAUGAAUCCGGUUCAUACCUUUUUUUCAUUUUUAGUUGAAAGAUCCCAAAUAGCUAAAGUUUUACCAGUUAUUGAAUCGAGAGAUAAAGAUUUUUUAGUUGUUUCUGAUUUUUGUUUAAGAAGUGUAGUUUUAUGUUCUCAAAUUGAUAUUGGAUUUUGGGUGAGAAAUGGCAUUUCGGUUUUGCAUCAAUCCUGUUAUUACAAAAAAAACCCUGAAAUGAGUUCCUAUAGUAGAGAUAUACACGUUAAUCAACUAUCCUUUUUGGUAGAAAAAAAUGAGUUGGAAAAAAUUAUCUAUAAUAUGUUAGAUAGAUGGGAGAUUCUAGACUGGUUUUUAGGUGAGCAAAGUAUCAAAGAAACAGUAUAUGAAGAUAAAAUCAACCAGUUAUUACAGCAAUUUAUUACUUUUAUUUAUCAGCUAUUGAGUGAAAGACAACAAUUUAUGAAAUUCAACUCCACAGAGGAAAAGGAGCUAUUACACAUUAAAAAUUCAAUUAUUUAUAACUUGUACACCCAACCUUUACCGUAUUCCAAAUUGUUAGAAAGUAUCCCAGAUUAUUUAACAGAGAGUACUUCCAAAUUUGAUAUAUGUUUAGAAGAAGUUUCGCUUUAUGUAGAACCAAAAGGAUUAGAAGAUAAUGGUGUUUUUAAAUUGAAAAGGGCAAUGUUCAAUAAAAUUGACCCUUUGAGACUAUUAAAUAUGGACAACGAUUUUGAGCAUAGCGCCAAUAUCAUUAAGCAGCAGGUUUCGAAAGAUAAAAAAAACAUUGAAAAGACAAUCAUUGAGCCUCGAUUAGAAGCCUACGAUAAGUUGGAAAAGGGUUCUGAAACUUUAGGGAAUUUUACUAGAACAAAUUUAUUUGCCAAAAUUAUUUACAAACUUUUAGCUGUAUGUGUUACUGAUAAGAAUUCUGCAUUUUUAUAUGAACUGUUACAUUUAGUUCAUGGAAUCAUGAUUGAUGACGAGUAUAUACAUGGUACCCAAUCGUUCCCACAAGCUUAUUUGGACAAACCAAUUUGCAAUUAUUUGCUAAUGAUUACCCAAGAAACUUCAUUUUCUUCCAAUAUAAUUAAUAAAGCCGAUUAUUUAUUGGAGAGGAUGCUUCGGAAAAAGCGUGAGCAAGUUAUUGACUCUUUAACUACAUGCUUUGGUGCGGAUUAUGUUCGUGAUUAUAUGCAAGGAAAGAAAACACAAAGCGCAAGCCAGGAGGAAACAGAAAAAGAGCGCAAAAAGAGGUCUGCGAAAGAACGUCAACAGAAGUUGCUUCAAAAGUUUGCUAGACAACAUAGUAAAUUUAUGAAAGAAAACGAAAGUUUGUUUUCCAAUGACGAAAAAUUACAUGGUGGUAUCACAAAAGGUGCCAACCAUAAAAUUAGCAUUGAUGAAGAGUCGAAUUUGGUCAAUGAUAGGGAAGAUGUCACCUGCUCUUUAUGUCAGGAUUCUGUUUCUUUUAAUGAUGUUUUUGUUAUCCCAAUUUAUCAAUCUAAUACACCUGUGAUACGACAACAAACACAUAGGGGUAAUGAAAAUGUUUCUGAAUGGUGUGGAUUUGUUAAUCAUGAAAAUGCUCCGACUUUUUAUAAUUACAAUAAUUCUGGAACUAAACCUAAGAAAAACAAUGGGAAUGUUAUGGUUUCGUGCAACCAUCAAAUACAUUUCAAAUGUUUAAAAAAAUAUUUAAAAAAGAAAAAGUAUUCCCCAAAGUUGUUUAUAUGUCCACUAUGCCAAACGAUUUCCAAUAGUUUUUUGCCCUUAUCGUUACCUAUUUUUGAUGGUAGGAAAAGCGAUGUAUGGUUUAAUAUGAUCGUUAAUGAAGUAUCGUCUAAUGUCAGAAAUAUUACUUAUGUCCCAACUAUGAAGGCUACGCAAAGGAUUUAUGAUUUAUUGGACAUGAUUAUGAACAAAGUUAAAUUUUAUGAUUCUAAAUAUUUCAAUGCUGAGAUUCGUGAUUCCUCUAUUGUAUAUAUUCUUUCAGCCCAUUUUGCCAAUACCAUUUCCAUGCUGGAGGUGGCUUCAAGGGCAUCUAGUGCACCAUAUCAAGAUUUAUUGAAGGGUAGAGACCAAAUUUUCAAAACGCUAAAGUACAUGCUAAGGUGUAUUUCAUUUUUGAAAGAGGCCUAUAUUGAUAUAAGCAAUGUUCAUAUUCCAUAUUCGCAUCACAAAUAUAGUUCUUUCCCAAAUAAACCAUUUCAGUAUAUUGUGAGAGAAUUGUUAUUUAGUGGUAACUCUUUGAAGUUUAUUUUAAACUCUGUUUUAAAAAGAAUCAUUGGGCAUGCCUUGGAUUACACAGAUAAGGUUAAUAUCAAUGAAAUGGUAACUGAAAUGAAAAAAUCAAAUAUUUAUUACGAACCGACUGCAGAGUUUGUAGAGCAUUUUGCCAAUUUUAAAGAUGUAACUGAUACAAAACUUCAAGCUGUUGCUUACACGUUUACUUUAAAGCAAAUAUGUUGUGUUUUGAGGAAGUGUUUGAUAUUUUGCAAAGUUUUAAAUAUGGCUGUUGGCAAUGAGAAUAAUGGCGAGGUGAUUAAUGGUUUUGAUUUAAGUAACUCGGUUGAAUAUAAUGGAUCUUUGGAAGGAUACGUUAAUUAUUUAGUUAAAAUAUUGACCAAAGAAGAAACUAUGUUUGAUUUAGUUAAAAGUGAAGAUUUUUGUACACAUAAAUUAAGAGAAGACGUUGACCAAAGUGGUAAGCCAAGAACGUCCAUUUCCAAUACUGUUAUUUGCGAAAGGGGGAAGUGUAAGAUUUGUGAUUAUGAACUUUCCCCCAUAACUAAAGGUGAAUAUGCUGGUACAGUUAAAUUAGUUGACUUGGCUUCUCAUUUGAACAAAUACAUUACUGAUAUUAAAUCUUUAAAAUUCAGAAAUGUUUCAAAUCCUACCCAUAAUGCCAGUCAAAACAGUGCGAAUGGUGCAGAUAUUUUUUCUGUUAUUAAUGGAAUGUUGGGAAACGUUGUCCACAAUCAUCUCAACGGUACCCCCAUAGUUAUGGUUGAUAAUGGUGAUGGCAGCAUUGAGAUUGAGAGUUCACAUGCUAGUAAUGAAACAAGGUUGGAUUUCGAGAUAUGUUUAAGUUGUGGUGAAAAAAUAUAUUAUACCGCGGAUAAUUAUUCAAUUUUCAAACAUUUGUCCAAAUGCUUUGGGGCAUUUGGUUUAUAUUUAGUCCCAAGUGACAAUGAAAUAUGUCUAUCUUUGAACACACCUCAGUGCUUUGUGAAGAUAUCAGCUCCAUAUUUGAACUCGCAUGGUGAAAGUGGUAAAGAGGCUAUGAAACGUGGUGAUAUUGCUGUUUUGUCCCUGAAGAGAUAUGAACAUUUAAAUAACUUAUGGAUGUGUAAUGGUAUUCCGGGCUACAUUAGCCGUAUCAUGGGCGAUGAGUUUAGGAUUUUAAUUGCUACGCAAGCUGUUCGUUUCAAUAGAAAUAUACUCUUUUUUAGAGGCUUAUAUGAAGGUGAAGAAAAUGAUGAAGAAGAUGAUUUUGGAUUUGGAGACGAUGAUGACGACAACGAUAAUGAUGAAUCUGGCGGAACUGAAAGAAUCGGGGGUUCACAAACUACCGGAGAUGGUACUGAGAGUGAUAGACUCGCUUCUGAGGAAUUGGACACUUUUGAUCCUGGUGUUACGUUAGAAGACUUGGCUACAUUUUCCGAUGAAGAUCCGUAUUAUCGAUAUAUAUCUGGGGACGAUUAUGCUGACUAUGAUGAUGAUGACGAUGAUGACGAUGACGCUGAUGAUGAUGAUGAAGAUGAUGACGACGAGGAUGACGAUGAAGAUGAUGGCGACGAUGAUGAUGAACAUGAUGAUGAUGAUGAUGAAGACGUUGAUCAUGAUGACGAUGAAAGUGGUAAUAGUGAUGAUAAUGAAGAUGGUAAUUAUCAAGGAAGUUAUAUUAAUAGCGAAAAUCAACGCAAUGUUGAAAACCAAGAUGUUACUAUUAGGAGAAAUGGAAGUGAUAAUGCGCUAGAUGUUAGAAACGCUAGUGCCGUUGGUCCUUGGCUGGAGUCCACUUCUGGUUCUGACUUAAAUAAUGAACUUAUUCCUUCUGACGAGGAUUUAAUUUCCUUGACUCGAUGGUUCUUAUCGCAAGGAACAUCAGCGCCUGAUAUACAAGGUAUGGUGUUUGAUAGUUUGUUAAGACAAGACUCCGAAAAUCAUGAUUCUAAUACUGAUGAUUUGACUGGUCAAAUUGAAUGGCCAAGGGACAAUAUUAGUUAG
Molecule: messenger RNA, 6444 nt
Organism: Saccharomycodes ludwigii
Lineage: Eukaryota; Fungi; Ascomycota; Saccharomycetes; Saccharomycodales; Saccharomycodaceae
Gene: UBR1
Product: E3 ubiquitin-protein ligase UBR1
Exons: 1
Coding region: 1-6444 (2147 amino acids)
Biological process (GO): ubiquitin-dependent protein catabolic process via the N-end rule pathway; protein ubiquitination
Cellular component (GO): cytoplasm; ubiquitin ligase complex
Molecular function (GO): ubiquitin protein ligase activity; zinc ion binding
Source: RefSeq, a predicted model, not a curated record